Messenger RNA from Lactuca saligna, 1158 nucleotides. The record is from the annotation of a GenBank genome assembly. Lineage: Eukaryota; Viridiplantae; Streptophyta; Magnoliopsida; Asterales; Asteraceae.
UGAAAUUUGAAAUAAAAAUAAAAAAUAAAAAAAUAAGCCCAAUCAAGUGUUUAUUGAUUCGGGUGUCGUAGCACCGCCGCCCACCUCCACCAAUCCCGAGCCUGCCACCACUUUUUCACGCCCUACACUCCAUAACAUUCCCUUCCCCCCUCCAAAGGUCCAACCCCUUUCAUUCCCACCUCCGACUUCGCCGUCAUCUCCGUCGCUCAAGGCGUCGAAUAGAUACCAGACGCCGAGACCUGCAAUUUCCGUCCACUCUCCGCCUUGUAGAGCUUCUAGGAUUUCUGGGACCGGAAAUUGGUACCUUCAAAAAACAAAAGCCAUGGAUAAAAAGAACAAUUCUUUUUCUUGUUUUAUUAUCAAGAUAAAGAUAAAAUGGAGAUGUUUUUUCAAGUUAGCAUUAUAACUACUGUGCUUCAUCGCCAGCCACCCUCCACCACCAUGGUAAAACCCUUCUUCUUAUUCUUCCUCCUAAUCAUCUGCCUGCUGUCAUCCACGCCGGAAUCUCGCCGGCCACCUCCGUUUCCCAGAAAACCCUCACGGCUUCUCAAAACCCAAAACAAUCUUGUUCAACUGAAGUACACUUACGAGACACGAUACUUUGAUCAGACUUUUGACCAUUUUAGCUUCAAUGAUCUUCCCAAGUUCCAACAACGGUAUCUCAUCAACUCCAAUCACUGGGUGGGUCCUAAUCGUUUGGGCCCGAUCUUCCUUUAUUGUGGCAACGAAGGCGACAUCGAAUGGUUCGCUGUCAACACCGGCUUCGUUUGGGAACUCGCCCCUCGUUUCGGUGCCAUGGUCGUCUUCCCUGAACAUCGAUAUUAUGGUGAAUCGAUGCCGUAUGGGAGCCAGAAAGAGGCAUACAAGAACGCUUCUACUUUAGCCUAUCUAACAGCCGAACAAGCACUUGCUGAUUACGCUGUUCUAAUCACCGAUUUGAAGAGAAAUUUGUCAGCCGAAGCGUCACCUGUAAUCUUGUUCGGUGGAUCAUACGGUGGAAUGUUGGCAGCAUGGAUGAGGCUCAAGUAUCCUCAUAUUGCAAUCGGCGCACUUGCUUCUUCUGCUCCGAUUCUUCAAUUUGAGGACAUCGUGCCCUUGGAUACGUUUUAUGAUAUCGUCUCCAGUGAUUUCAAACGAGAAAGCAGAAGCUGUUUUUGA